Messenger RNA from Tarenaya hassleriana, 1671 nucleotides. Its product is annotated as beta-glucuronosyltransferase GlcAT14A. NCBI's taxonomy places the organism in Eukaryota, Viridiplantae, Streptophyta, Magnoliopsida, Brassicales, Cleomaceae. The transcript is spliced from 5 exons. Gene Ontology annotation, cellular component: membrane. The record is from RefSeq and is a predicted model, not a curated record. Gene Ontology annotation, molecular function: glucuronosyltransferase activity. Bases 144 to 1397 code for a protein of 417 amino acids.
UUUUCUUCUUCGUAAACCGCGAAAAAGGCUGGACCCUUUGCGGUGAAUCGGACAAAAUAACAAACAGAUCAUCGUAGUGUUCGGUCGGGACGAAAUUUAGAGGUUUUGCAAUUCAUUGCUUCUCAUGAUCAUAAGCUUCUCCAAUGGCGGCUACAAACGCGGAGAAGAAAUGGGUACUCCCCCUUGUGAUGGCAUCGUUCAUAUUCAUGUUUUCCAUGGCUGCUUUCUUCAACAUAGGUCUCGUCUCUUCCCUCCGCUCCAUCAAUUCAAUAUUCGCCAAGAACAAUCUCUACCAUCUACCCACGAAGGAUACCGCCACUGGUAUAUCGAAGCCUAGGCCUCGUGGGCUCCCUCGUUUUGGAUAUCUGGUUUCGGGGUCGAGAGGAGAUCUCGAGAGGCUAUGGAGAGCGUUGAGAGCGAUCUACCAUCCGAGGAAUCAGUACGUGAUUCAUCUGGACUUGGAGUCACCCAUUGAAGAGAGGAUGGAACUUUCGAGGCGAGUGAGAGAAGAUCCUGUCUUUAGCAGCGUCAAGAACGUUCACAUGAUCUCCAAGGCUAAUCUUGUAACCUAUCGUGGGCCGACCAUGGUUGCCAAUACACUCCACGCCUGUGCUGUUCUCUUGAAGAAGAGCAAAGAUUGGGAUUGGUUCAUCAACCUCAGCGCUUCAGACUAUCCUCUUGUCACACAAGAUGAUCUGAUCCAUACGUUUUCAGAACUGGAUCGGAACCUUAGCUUCGUCGAACACACGAGCAAACUAGGAUGGAAAAACGAAAAACGAGCGAAGCCAUUGAUCAUAGACCCGGGGCUUUACUUGAGAACGAAGUCCAACGUCUUUUGGGUCCAACCACGGAGAGAUCUUCCCACUGCGUUCAAGCUGUUUACCGGAUCUGCAUGGACGAUACUGUCGCGUUCGUUCGUAGAGUACUGCAUAUGGGGAUGGGACAAUCUCCCGAGGCUUCUGCUAAUGUACUACACGAAUUUCCUCUCAACGCCAGAAGGGUAUUUCCACACAGUGAUAUGCAACUCUCCAGAGUAUUCCAAGACAGUAGUGAACCACGACCUCCAUUACAUCUCAUGGGACUGGCCUCCGAAACAGCAUCCCAAGACACUGACGGUCAACGACACUGAGAAGAUGGUCGCGAGCGGGUCCGCCUUUGCUCGCAAGUUCAGACAGAAUGAUCUUGUGUUGGACUUGAUCGAUAAAGAUUUGCUUGGUCGGAACGGUGGUAGUAGCAGUAGUAGCUUCACGCCUGGUGGGUGGUGCACAGGGAAACCGAAAUGCUCUAGUGUUGGUGACCCUUCUAAGAUCGAACCAGGUCCUGGAGCUAAACGACUCGGUUCCCUUGUCACCAGACUCGUUCAGACAGCUAAACUAGGUCAUCGACAAUGUAAGUAGCUAGGGUUCAUCAUCAAGAAUCCAUCCGUUUCCAUAGUUUUUUGUUCACCCAGAUGGUGAAUGUGAUCAAGACCCUUGAUCUAUUUUUCGAUGUUCAUUAAGAGACAUACAUUAAUUUGUUUCCGAGAAUUCACAUAUUCCACGCUGUUUCUCCUUGCGGACGGAAAGAGAGACGUGAUGGCUGAUGGCCCAUGAGCAUUUCAUUUGGGCCGUAAAUAAAAACCCUAACAUAUUACCCUACAUCCAUCUUUUUGGGCUAACAGGCCCACUUUAA